CACUGUUUAACUCUAUUCAUAAAGGACAUCUUCUAUUUGUUCGUUCAUCUGAACUCUGCUCAUCGGUCCGAUGGCCCGCUAUGAACCGUGACCAAUCAUUGCUAUUGAGGUGUGGACUGUCUUCGCAACACAAUAUACCACUGGGACCACUUCGUGACAACACAUUUUUUUAUUUUCCAGAUCAUAAUGAUAAUCAUUUGUGUUUUUGCACUUAGCAUAUAUAAAAAGACGCAAGUGAAAUGGAAUCUAGCUUAGCGUUUCAAACAAUUAGAGGAUAAUAAGAAAAGGUCCAGAAAUUCAAACUUAUUUAUUUUCUUCAGAGAUUGACAAACCGCUUGGGACACUCUUACAUAAUUUAAAGAUAUCAUUGUUGAUGAUGGAGAUCUUGCUUGUUUUGUGUUUUUGCUUGGCUGUUUAUUUAAACAAAGGGACCUGCUACAUGACCGGUGCCCCUUUUGGAACAUGUUUAACAAUGUAUCCCCAUCAUGGAUCAGCAGUACAUCAAACAACAGAUACACCUUUUACUAUAACUGUUGAUAAAGCUACCUAUCUGCCUGAUGAUGAACUUACAGUUGUUAUUGGUUCGGCAAACGAUACAACAUUUAAAGGUCUAGAGUUGAAAGUUCACAGAUUGAUUGGAAACCAAGAAGUCCUAGAAGGACAAUUUACACAGUUCAAUACGACUAAACUCCAAACACAGAACUGUUUCGGCGGAGACAAGAAUUUAAUAACACACACAAACAACAACACAGUGACGUCAUUGACCAUAAAAUGGCGAGCACCGAGUGAGAAUAUAGGAGAUAUACAGUUUACGGCAACAGUUGUUGAAAGUUUCAGCGUCUUUUGGUUUAAUGUGAAAGCAGUAGUACAAGCUGGUUCUACUGAUAAUAUUGUCGAUCCUGUAUUUCAGCUACCUAAAAUUUCAGCAGAGUUUACACCAGUUAACUUCAACACUUGUGGCAAAACUAAAGGCUGUUUUUUUCAUCCACAUACCUGUACUGGCGAUGACUGUACAAUGGCUGUAACCUAUGAAGCUAAUGAUGACGAUACUUAUAGUUUUGAGAUGUUUGGAAAAUCAACUAAUGGUGCUGGUUAUAUUUCUACUGCUCUCUCUAAAGAUAAAUCGAUGGGUGAAGAUGCUGCAUUUGUAUGCUCAAUUGAAACUGAUAACGUUGCUGUGCGUUUUGCUUAUAAUCCACGUCAUUAUACAGUACUAGACUAUACAAGAGGUUUCACCAGUGUUGAAACUCGUUACGAGAAUGGCAACAUCUACUGUCGAUUUACCAGAAAUACAAACACAACACUGCACCAGUUACCAAACCUGAAUUUUGACCUUUCUGAGUCACAUUAUCUUCAAAUGGCUUAUGGUGAAACUUACAGUAAUACUGGUCAGGCGAAAAAGCACCAGGUUGCUCCAGUUGUCACCAAGGAUUUAGUGUAUCUAAAGGACACCAAUGUACUGACAGUAAACGGCCCUGUGUCUGGGGCUAAAACACUACAGUGUAUUCAAUUGACAAUUAUCAUGUCUCUACUAUUUGUCUGGUUAUAAGAACCGAAUGCGAGAGAAAAUAGUAAUAUUUAAUGAAUGAAUUUAAUUACGAAUUUGCUUGCCCACACCUUUCAAACCACCCACUCAGUAGCCUCUCCUCAAUAUAUUUUUGUUCUAUGUAAAUAUAUUCACUGCAUUAUAUGGAACCCACUUUUCUUUAGCGAGAAACCAUUUUGAAUAUUACAACGAAAGACGACAGUAAUAUUGUCAUAACCUGUGAGCAAGACUUGGAUAACUUUCAUACAUCAACAAACAAAGAAAACCCACACACUAAUAAGUCUUUGUUUAAUUACAACGAAGCUACCCAACACAUCUUUCGACUGUAUGGAUGACGAUUAUAGAGUUGCGCCAUUAAAACAACAAUCCUAACGAGAUUUUGGCGGAUUUGCCUCGACUCUACAGCCAGAUAAAAGGAAAUAAUGAUGCCUGACUGGAACUUUAUAUUUUUAAACCAAUUUCAAUCACCAAUAUUAUUCCCAAACUACUGUUUUUUUUUAAUAACUAUAAUUACAUGAAUAGUUGUUCUAUAAAUAUCAAUGUUAAUACUACAGCAAGCUUUACAAGAGAAGUAACUAUUUAUAAGCAAGCGGAUUCAAUAAUCUUAUAUAUGAUUUUGACUGGAUGAAUCUAUUUAAUUAUCUCAAUUUAAGUGAUGCCUGUGAAUUAUUUUACGAUACUUUAAAUCAGUUUAUCAACGAAUGCAUCGCCAAAAAAUCCCCAAAAAACGGUUACAAUUCGACGUUCUGACAAACCGUAGUUUAAUUCCGAAAUACGUAAAGCGAGUAGAAAACGUGAUAGGUUACGAAGAAAUUUCUAUUCAAACAAAAAACUGAAGGAUUUAAAUGGGUACAAAAAAAUUUAAAUAUUAUGAUAAACUUAUUUCAACUAUUACUGAUCCAAAUAAUACGUCGAGUGAUGUUUGGUACUCAAAGAAAAACUGAUCAGGGCAAAAUAUUAAAAAUGUUAUAACGACUUUAAUAUCAAAUACGCGUACUACAUUGUAAAGUUGCCUACACUGACUGCGAACAGGCUGAAUUACCGAAUUCGUUUUUUAUAUCCGUAUCCAAUAAUGAAUCACUUAGCGACUCAUUAAAAUUUCGUUCUAAAACAAACACUAGAUUUAAAAUGCCGAAGAUACACAAUUCUGAAAUAACUGUUAAAUCUUAAAGGGCUAAUCCCGAUAAUUUCCUUGGAGAAUAAAACUGUUUAAUGUUGUUUUAAAAUCCCUUAAAAUCAUCUACCUAGGGGCCCAGCAACUAACUCAAUAUUUGUGAUAAGUUUUCAAAUAAAUGAAACCCGUCAGUCUUCAUCUGGAAAUGGAGACCGGUGUCCCAAGCUGUAUUAUGCGGUGUCUAGAUAAAACCAGACAUUUUUUGUAUAAAAAUAAUGUGUAGGUGAAAUUUACCUUUCGUUAUCAAGUACAGCAUUUGGGUUAUUCACUGUAUAGAUCUCACAAUGAACGGGAAUCGAUUAUCAGGUCACCCAACGAAAAAAUUGACUCGAAAUCUUAAAAGGGUUACGUGUCUGGAUAAGCAGUUUUGACGGUCAGGUCCAAACGACUCAAUAUUUUGAGCUGAAAUUUUGAGAUAAGGUAAAUACACCAUUCCUCUAUAUUUUGGCGUUUAAAUUUCAUACAUACUCAGACUUCUAUUUUUGAGACUCUGUUCAAAUAAGGGAUAGUCCCUUUAAUAUCAAAAAAGUAAACGACCCUGAUAGAAUAAGUAAUCUCCUCUUAAAGCAUCUAGCAAAAAGUAUUUCUAUCUCCUUAUCUGCACUAUUUAAUAAAUCUUUACAAGAAGGAAUAUGCCCAAAGAUAUGGAAACAAGACAAUGUUAUACCACUAUUCAAAAAAGGUGACAAAUCCGAUGUCACUAAUUAUCGACCUGUAUCGUUGUUAAGUGCUAUUACUUGACAAUUUAGUUUUUAAGCAUAUCUACAAUUAUUUUCAUUUUAAUAAUUUACUAAAUUUCUAUCAAUCUGGCUUUAGACCUAAAUUAUCGACUGUACACCAAGUUUAUAAAAUGGCGAAAGUUCAUCUUUCAUCUUUUGUGACAUGGGGGGUGGGGGGGUUGGAUGGCUGAAUGGUUAGCGUGCGCGCGCUGUAUCAUAAAGUCUGUCAUUGAGUCGACUGGCGUGGUUUCGAAUCCCCGGUUGUACGUGGCAAGGAGUAGGUUGGCCUGUCCAUCCGCGUGGGUUUUCUCCGGGUCCUCCGGUUUCCUCCCACUGCUAAAGACCCCUACGCGCAAGCGAAUUAUUGAAAUAAAAUUAAACCAUAUGUUAGUCCCGAAAUGACCUAGUUUGUGUCGAGUGAACGUUAAACCUCAUCUCUCUCUCUCUCUCUCUCUCUCUCUCUCUCUCUCCUCCUGGGGUUAAUUACGGUGAAUUAGAUUUUAAAAAAAUAAGAUACCAAUAUAGUUUCUUUAUAAUAAAGAUCCUUUGAAGUGAUGUUUCACGUGACUUUCUAUAUCCUGCAUGAUUAAAGUCUAUCGUAUUUCUUACCCCUACCUUUUUGCUUCAACCUUUUAUUUAAAAAAUGACAAAAUAAAAAAUUAAAUGUAAAAUAACAUGUUUUAUAUGAAUAAAAAAUUAAUUGACUUAU
Messenger RNA from Patella vulgata (common limpet), 4148 nucleotides. RefSeq names its product putative ferric-chelate reductase 1. NCBI's taxonomy places the organism in Eukaryota, Metazoa, Mollusca, Gastropoda, Patellidae. The transcript is spliced from 10 exons. Bases 374 to 1549 code for a protein of 391 amino acids. Gene Ontology annotation, molecular function: oxidoreductase activity, acting on metal ions. The record is from RefSeq and is a predicted model, not a curated record.